GACGGCCCGAGCGCGAGCCUGACGGCGCCAAACGGAUCAUCUCAGAGGCGGCUGAUCGAGAGCGUAUCGCUGUGUAAUCCCGACAAAAACGGAAAGUUGAGUCUGGAGGCGCACGGCACCGGGACGGCGCUCGGUGAUCCCAUCGAGGUACGUUACUAUUUCUAGUCAAUUCUAUAACAAUUGGCGUUUGUAGGUGGGAGCUGCUGUUCGCGCUCUUUGCUCCGAAUCAACGCAUGUACAGUGCACAUCUCUGAAGUCGAACCUGGGCCACCUGGAGGCGGCCGCGGCGGCUGCGGGCCUGUCAUCGCUGAUCGUCGGGCCUCUGUUGGCGGGAUCUGUCGCCAUCAACGCGCAGCUACGCGGGUACGUUCUUAGCUCGUGUUUAUUAUAAUUCUGACAUCCUUAUUUUAGGCUGAACGUGCAUUUGUCAUCAAUUGUGGCGUCGAAGUCGUUCCAGAUGCCCGUCGAAGUUCUGCCUCGCACUACGUACACCUAGCGGACGUCACGACUGAGUUCGUUUGGCUUCAGCGGGACCAUAGCGCAUGGCGCGUUUGGAGCUAAGAGCUCAGUAGCUUCACUCAGCACUGGAGUGUCCAAGUCUCUGUACCGUGGUCGGCGCAAUUCCACUAGUAGUAGCGAUCUUCAGUGGCGCUUGACCUUGCGAACAGAAGCACCUAGGCAGUCGAUUGUUGCUGACCUAGACGAAAUUUCCACAGGAGUACUCUCACCCUCAGCAGAGGCGCUCUUUGCAGACCACGUCGUUGGCAGCAGCAUUCUGCUCCCGGGCGUCGGCUAUUUAGAGAUAACCUUUAUCGCCAAUCUUGGUCGGUAUUCUGCGUUCACAAGCAUCGCAUUCAUGCGACCUUGCUAGCUGCCGCAACCUGGAACAAAUGAGAAAUGUGUGUUGCGGUGCACUCGACAAGGCGGGGGGACCUUCGAGAUUGCAAGCUGGAGGGGUGUGGGAUCAUCAAUAGAAUCCAGGUUUACGACUCACUUCAUGGCAACACCAGCAGUAAACAUCGAAUCAGACCUUAAAGCAACCAAGACAAAAAUCUCGCAAAGACACUACCUGAAUCAAUGUGUUGAUGCGCCCCUCCUGAAGCUGAAGCCUAUUUUGUCCAGCUGCUGGCAAGUAUCUGCCGUCUCCAAUCAGCCCGAGACAUGCACUAAAAAGACCCAUCUGCCCAAAGCUGGCCGAGGACAUGUGUCGCGGCACGCCUCUUCCCUUGCGGUGCCACAAGAGGACAGCAUGUGUGGUGAUGGGCCUACCACGCAAGAAAGGGGGAGCUCUUUUUAGGAUUCCUCGCCUUCGCACAUAUCACGGCAUGCAUCCUCCCUGGAAGUCCCGUAAGAGGAUAGCAUGUGUGGCGAUGGACCUACUGUGGUGAGCAUGCCUGAAGGGCAGACACGGAAUGCUUACAUGCCGCCUACACGGAGAGUGACGGUGAACAAGGGCUCAAUUGAGAUUAACUUUGGACUGUCUGGUGUUGAUGUUGUUUUGCUUCACCGAGCUUCUAGCUAGACUCGUGUGCCAUUAGGCAAACCAAAACACGGGUUUGGUUUGAAAUCAUGGACCAAGAAAGCAAAGAAAAUGUUACUUUGCUCGAGAUCCCGAGAUAAUGGGAAUCUAUAGUCAAAUAUGUGCAGCUUAAGUCUCAACUACUCUCUGCACGGCAAGGUGAAUAAAUGUGAAGCUACGUAUCUGCUGCAACAUGGUCAAUCCCCUUAUGUCGCAUUAUUCUCGAGUUUGCGUGAACAAAAAGCAACAAAACCGCUUUCUAGUGCGAGCUUCCAAGAAACGCUCUUGGUUCCCGUUGGACUAGUGAAGUCACCAGAUGCCGACAGAAAGUCUCGACCCAAGUCUGAUAUACCACGAAACGUACCUAAAUCCACAUAGCCGGCAAAGGCCAAUAGCAGCGCUCGCUCGCAAAAAGCCCUGCUCGACGAGCUCACCGCCAUCGCCGCCGAGGUCACGGGUGCGACCAUUGCAGCCGACGCGCCCCUCAUGUCUGCCGGACUCGAUUCUAUCGCAGCCGUAGAAUUAUCUACGCGAAUGAGCGAGCGUCUCAACACGGAGCUGCCCUCGACGCUGCUCUUCGACCACCCGUCGUUGCGGUCCAUCGCCGACUCGCUGUCGGUUUAUGACGAGGCGGAGGAAGUUUUAGAGCCCAAGUUUGAGACUGCGCAAGAGCCAAGAUAUUUGAUGCAACGACCACAGAGAGCCAAGGCCCAAAGCACAACGGCCGUCGUCGAAACCAUCUCGAGCACGCUCUCGGAUAUCCUUGGGACGAGAGUCGCCACAGACGCGCCGCUCAUGUCCGUCGGACUGGAUUCAAUCGCGGCGACGGAGCUCACGAACGCGCUCGCCGAGCGCUUCGACACGGAAUUGCCGCAGACACUCAUGUUCGACCACCCGACGAUCGAUGCGAUGGCGAGCUUCAUUGCGGAGACCACGGAAAUGUCGGUCGCUGCGGUGACCGUCGAACGAGAGGCAAUGCCAACCACAACAAUGGCGAUGGCCGUGAUGACCUCCCGACAGGACGCCCCGGACCGAGUCUUCCUCGCCUCACGGCAGAUCCGCUGCACGAUACCGGGAGGCUGCCAUGAUCCUCCCGCAUUGAAGGAGCUCGGGCUUCGAGCUUGGACGGCCAACUCCCACUGGCCAGUCUCUCGCCUGGCGGCGGUCGAACUGCAAGGCACUUCUGCGGCGUACGGCGCUUUCUUAGCACCUGACGCAUUCGCAGCGGACGCUGCGUUCUUCGGCAUCUCCCGGACGGAAGCGCGGGCCAUGGACCCGAUGGCGAUGCUGGUCCUCGCGACGACCUACGGCGCGCUCAGCGACUCGAGCUCGAAUGCUCGCGCCAAGCUCGCCAACGCGCCCAUUGGAUUCUUCCUCGGCGCCGGUGGGAUCAUCAGUGGCACAGGUGGCGGGACUGCAUCACCACCAGGAGCCAAGAGGGCUCCUUCGGUGUACUCGGCGACCUCCGGCGCUCUGUCGGUGCUGUCGGGCCGCCUCUCGUACACGCUGGGCCUGACGGGCCCGUGCCAGACAACUGACACGGCCUGCUCGUCGUCGCUCGUGGCGGCGCACCAGGCGGUCUCGGCCCUGAAGCUCGGCGAGAGCCCCGCGGCGGCGGUUGCGGGAGUCAUGGUGCUAACAGUCCCUGUUUCUGUGGCGUUCUCGGCGGCGGGUAUGCUCUCGGCGCUCGGGCGAUGCCACACGUUCGACCGACGCGCCGACGGGUACUGUAGGGGCGAGGGAUGCGGGGCGUUCUACUUCUCGACCGAAGCCGACGACGUCGCGGUGUCCGGGACGGCGGUGCAGCAGGACGGGCCGAGCGCGAGCCUCACGGCGCCGAACGGAUCGUCGCAGCAGCGGCUCAUCGAAGCGGUAGAAGCUGGGAAUGGACCGUCGCUGGAGGCGCACGGCACGGGCACGGCGCUCGGGGAUCCCAUCGAGGUGCGUGCUUACUUCUUUACUUUUCUAUUAAGAUUUUUGUGUCAUUUAGGUGGGCGCCGCGACGCGGGCUCUAUGCAAAGGGAGAGAACGUGGAAGCGCAGCGAUCCAGUGCACGUCUCUGAAGUCGAACAUGGGCCACUUGGAGCCGGCGGCAGCGGCUGCGGGCCUGGCCUCGCUGGUAGUAGGGCCUUUGAUGGCUUCUGUUGUUGCUGUUAAUGCCCAGCUGCGAGGGUAUGUCUCCUGUGUUAUACAUAUAUAUUGUCCAUCAUAUUCCCAUGUAGGCUGAACGCGCAUCUGUCGUCGAUCGUGUCGUCGAAGCCGUUCCAGAUGCCUGUUGACGUAGCUCCACGUACCACAGCUCUCAGCGGUUCGCGACUGAGUUCGUUUGGAUUUAGUGGAACCAUCGCCCACGGCGCGUUCGAAGCUCGGAAGACAAUAGUAUCAAUGAGCAAUGAUUCGAAGUCGCUCUACCGUGGUCGCCGAUUUAUCACCUCUAGCGAGACGACACGGCUGGACUGGCUGCUCGAAGCGCCUGGGCCGCAGGAGCCUCGACCGGACGAGGCUGUCGUGUUCUCGGGGGCGCUGUCGCCCUCGGCACUACUCCUCUUCUCGCACCACGUGGUCGGUGGCACCAUCAUAUUGCCGGGCGUCGGGUACGUCGAGAUGGCGUUCGCCGCCAGCUCCAGUCGAGCGCUCACAGCCGUCGCGUUCCUGAGGCCGUGCGUGCUGCCCGAACCUGGUCGAGGCGAGAAGUGCGUGUUGCGAUGUAGGCGGCGGGCUACCGGAGCGCUGGAGAUUGCGAGUGGACACUCUGAAAACGAUGGGUCAUUUGUGGUGCAUUUUAUUGGAUCGCAAGAUAGCACACACGAUGCGGUAUCCCUCAAGAGCACCAAUAUGCUCACGACAACCAAGGAUAGGCACGAGUUCCUGAGAACUGAGGGUAAAUCUAAAGAUGAACCAGGUACGUUUGAGUACCGCGACUUCGGAUCAGGCCAGAAGCGAAUUGGCCUGCCUGUGUACGAGGCCGUGACGUCCUGGUCAGAUGAGGUCGCUCAAACGCAGGAAAUGGAGUCCUUGGUGCCUCAGCAUGUAGCCACAAAUAAGCUAUUUAGAUUGUCUUGGUCACACGGGGAGAUUGAGGAACAUUCACAAUCAUGUCAGUCAUCUUCCGAGAUAGUCGUUCAAUUGCUAAGUAUAUCACAAAGUCCCGACACUGUUGUGAUUGUCCAGCAUGAAGGAAACUAUGCAAGCAUCCGUAGUUUAAGGGAAGGUAAGUUUGAUGGACGACCUCCCUCAAUAGUGGGCAGUCUGACGCCAAUGGGACGUUGCUCGCCUCUUGUACCCACAAGCAAACCAAUGCACGUCGUGGAAAGCUACGAGGCAAUGAAUAGGUCUGUGGUACAGAAAAAUGUUAAAGCAACUAACAAGCGAACCAGCGCCCUAGGGCGUGCGCGGUCAAAGAAAAUUGACGUGGCCGGCGUUGUCGAGAAAACUGUCAAGACGCUCCUCGGAACAGACGUUCCGGACGACGCACCGCUCAUGGGCGCUGGCCUCGACUCGCUUUCCGCCGUCGACCUCGUGCAGACGCUCGGCCAAGAGCUCGGCACCGAGCUAGAGCCGACUGCAUUGUUCGAUUACCCAACUAUCGGAAGCCUCAGUAAGUACCUCACCGCAGAGAUAGAACCUGUAGAUGUUACAGUGCCUCCGUCAUCACCGGCAGCUUCUACCAAGCCACGGAUGAAAGUCGUCGAUGUGUCCGGCGUCGUCCAGAAAACUGUGGAAGAGCUCCUCGGAACAGUCGUCCCGAACGACGCGCCACUCAUGGGCGCUGGUCUCGACUCUCUCUCUGCCGUGGACCUUGUUCAGACGCUGGGCCAAAGGCUGGACACAGAACUGGAGCCGACGGCGCUGUUCGACUACCCUACGAUUGUGAGUCUUAGCAAGUACCUUGACGAGCAGAUGGAGCCUGAGAUCGAACCAGCACAAAAAAACACCAUGUCGAUCCCUUCUCAACUAGAAGCCGAAGACAAGGCAAUACAGGAAUGCUUUGUCGUGGCUACCGCGAUGUGCCUCCCAACAGUAGAAUGCAGCUUCACGAACGGUGACCUCCACGGCCUGUCGCACGGUAGAUAUGAGACCGCUACGCACGUACCCGCGACGCGCUGGAACAUGGACUCGAUCGACACGCGCCGCUUCUCGGCCGACGCGCGCAGUCGCGUGCGGUACGGCUCGUUCCUGCAGAGCGACUUCUCCAUGUUCGACAACACCAUGUUCCGCAUCUCUCCGGCCGAGGCGCGGCCGCUGGAGCCGCAGCAGCGCAUGUUGCUCGAAGUGGGCUAUGAGGCGCUCCAUCGGCAAGGACAAAACCGCUCGACGCUGGUAGACUCGGACACGGGCAUCUUCACGGGCAUGAUGAACAUGGACGCCCAGUACUUCGUGCCAAGCGUGCCGGGUCCCUACGACAUGACUGGUAUCACCUACUCGGCGGCCGGCGCGCGCCUGUCGUACGUGUUCGCGAUGCGCGGCCCGUGCAUGGUGUUUGACACGGCCUGCUCGUCGAGCCUGAUCGCCAUGCAUGCCGCGAGGCGUAGCAUGCAACAUAACGAGUGCCCACUCGCUCUUACUAUUGGGCCGAACGCAAUACUGCACCCCAGCGCUCACGUGGGCCCGGCGCUGACGGGCAUGACGUCGAUUCGCGGACGGUGCCACACCUUUGACGCGCGAGCGGACGGCUACCUGCGUGGCGAAGGCUGUGGGGCGGUGGUGCUCGAGACUGAGCAACGUGGCAACCAUGUCUCGUGUCUAGGCUCGUCGGCCCGGCACAACGGACAGAGCGCGACGUUCACGGCACUAAACGGGCUAUCACAGCAGCUGUUGAUCAAGGCCGCGCUGAGCGAUGCCUCGACCACGAUAGGAACCGUGAUGGAAGCCCACGGCACCGGAACAGGCCUCGGUGAUCCGAUCGAGAUCAGUUCAAUCUCGGCGAUCGUCAAGAAGAGUGGCCACAAGUCCUGCUCCGUCUGCGCCAUAAAGGGGAACGUCGGCCAUACGGAGUCGACCGCCGGCGUGGCGAACGUCAUCGAAGUGAUCGGGUUGCUGAAGCUAGGAGAGAUGGCGCUCAACGUGCAGCUCCGCACGCUUAACCCACAAGUCCGGCAAGUGCGCGCCGAGGUACUGCAUUCCUCGGUCGAUACCAAUCCGAUGUACAGGGGUAAAACGCAGACGGGCGGCGCGAGUUCCUUUGGGUGGAGCGGCAUCAUCGCCCACGGGGUGUUCCGGUACGAGAGAUCUGGCACAACCAAGUCGGAGGAACGUACCCUCGCGAGUGCUUCGCUCUAUCGGAACAGUUUGCACCUUGUGCGUCGUUCUGAUGACGGGCCCUCGCGGCUGAGGUGGCUUGCGGUUACACCAGAGGUGCGUCAGUCACUGACCAACGAUGCGGUCAUUUUCUCGGGCGCUCUUGCACCCGCGACAGUAGCUUUCCUCUCGCAUCACGUCGUUGGCGGUAGCAUUCUACUUCCAGGCGUCAGUUUCAUCGAGAUGGCAUUUGCUGCCAGUCCUGGCCAUGCUAGUCUCACAGCAAUCGCUUACCUGAGACCGUGCUCGCUUCCAAGUCCCACAGACAGAUCCGGUGAACGGUGCGUGCUGCGAUGUAUGCAACGCGGCGCCGCGCUUGAGAUUGCGAGCCAGAGAAUUGGGGCAAAAUAGGAACCAGGACCAUUUGCGGCAAAUUUUGUCGGGACUCUUGCUAGCCAAAGGACGGUAGAUACUACAACGGAGCGUCUUCAUUCGUCCCGCACGCAUCGCAUACCUGCGCCCCAGCCCUACUCUGGCAGCGGCUUGAUCAAUUUGGGUGUGGCAAGGCAGCACCUUGUUGGAAGCGCACGAUUCAUCAGUAUGAGGAGGUCACAUUAUUCAGGUCAUCAGAUGACCCGUUGUGGCCACGCACGUGCUGCCUGGGACAAAGCUCCGAAACAACCUCGACGGCGCCUCGGAAGAUCUUGCAAGGUCCCACUGAUGUGCGUGCCUCAAGCGUGGAGCACCAAGCCGGCCUACCCUCGCUCAGUAUGCGAUCAGGGUGGUCUAGCCAGCUUCCCUGCGAGCUUCCAGGACUUAGCUCUGGUAACUGCAGGAACGCGUAAGGCCCCAUUGCGAACCACUCAGAGGAAGCAAGCUCGCCCCACAGCUACGUUGCGAAGUGUAAAUAAGCGCAAGGUGGCUCGCAGUACCCGGUCGAGCGCCACCUUGCUGAACGAACUAAAACAUAUCGCUUCCGAGGUCAUCAACAAGGACGUCUCCGUCGACGCGCCCCUUAUGGAGGCAGGGCUCGACUCCAUUAGUGGUACAGAACUCUCAAACAAGAUAAGCGCUCAUCUUAACACAGAGCUUUCCCCGACCCUGCUUUUCGAUCACCCGUCGCUGCGGUCCAUCGCUGAUGCUUUGUCGCUGACCUCUGGCUCGUCACCAACGCAAGGGCCCGAGCCUGAGUAGGAAGUGCCAGCGCAACUUACUGUGGCGCGAGAGGUCCCGAAAAGAGCGAUCUCGCAGACAUCAGGGAACGCCGUACAGAGCAUAGCUGGUAUUGUCAAAAGCUUGCAGACUACCCUGUUGGGAAUUGUAGGAAAGACCGUGGCGGCAGACGCGCCGCUCCUGUCGGCCGGCCUGGAUUCGAUCUCCGGGACAGAGUUUACAAACACAUUGGCCCAGCAAUUCGAGAUAGAGCUGCCGCCGACGCUGAUGUUCGACUAUCCAACAAUUGACUCGAUGGCAGGCUUCAUCGCGGAGGCGGUGCCAACAAUGACGCUAGUCGAAGCGGUGACGGAGUAAAAUGAGCUUAUGCUAAAAUCAGACGACGAGGCUCCAAAAGAUGUCUGGGAUCUGUACUCGGAACUGAAGCAUGAAAAGACAGAUAAAUCGUUCGUGCCAACAGCGGCAAAAUCUGCGAGACAAGCUGCUGUUUUGUUCAGUUUCACAGGUUCUGGCUCUAAACACCUUAUAUCGUGCCUCGGUGCUCACCAGCAUUUGUGCGUUUGCGAAGACCUCUGUCUCAUGCCAUUCAAAACCGUAGUCGAGCGGAACGAGGUCCUAUCUUCCAGGAAAGACAACCUCCAAGAUGGGUUGGUUGACACCGUUACGACUCUGCGUAAUUGCAAAAUGCCCGAUAUAUGUCACCUCUUUGGUACGGUGGCAAGCACAUAUCGUGCACUACAAGAAUGGUGUGCCCCUCGAAUUUUAGUCGACGGAACAGAAGUCUACUCUGCCGUGCCCCAGUGGUCUUUGACCGAAGUGAACAAUGUCUUCCUAGACCCAGACAUUGUGCACUUGCUUCGAAAUCCAAGAGAGUGCUUUGGCGAAGCUCAAGUGUCAUGUGAUAUGGUAGAACUCUAGCAACAGUGGGUGAAAUUCACGAAAUACAUGCUGUAACUUGAAGGGACAGACGUCUUGGAAAUCAGAUACGAGGACCUCAAAUCGGCAGUCCGUGCGAUAACUUCAUGCCUUUCAAUCCCUGCUUAUGAUUUGGUUCUGGAUGAUGCUCAGUAUGAAACGGGAAAUAUAUACGACGGGCCACUCCAAGGUGACACCUGUGCUAUUACUUGGCGCCUUGGCUACAGCCUAUCACGAGAUAACAUGAGAAAAUAUAGUUUUGUAAAUCCAAAAGCAAUACAGGGAGUUGUUCUCUGGCGACGCAAAGGUGACCCAUCGAAACCAGUCGUGGUAUUUCUUAAUGGGGUCUCGGGAUUGGCGGGGGGGGGGGAGCUUCAGUCUCAGCUCCCGGACGAUGUGCCAAUGAUUUCAAUUCAAGCACCUGACUUGACUACCAACGUUUCCAUGAAAAACAUCACGGAACGCGCCGCCUAUUACUUAAGAUGUCUUGUUGUUGAAUUACAUGGUCGCUACCCGUCUAUCCUCCUUGUUGGUUAUUCUGGUGGUGGCCCGCUGGCAUUCGAAAUUGCCCUGCAAGCAAAGACCAGCUCAUUGAAAUGUAAAAUAUGCAUGGUUGACCCAGCCCCUUAUUGUCCUAUGAACAAUAUCGGAUAGAGCUAUUUGAUGCAACGCGCGCAGAAUUACGACCUUUUCUUCGGGUUCCUACUUCGCAAACAGACAAGCUUCAGGCAAGCAGUUUCCCUGAACGAUAUAUCCAGCGUUGGCCAGCUCGAACAAAAUGUACUGUUAGCCGCCCCAUCUGAGCAUCUUGCUUGCGAGCUUUCAAGCAUCGUCGACACUGCAAUAAAACAAACUAUGGAGAUUGCGGCUCGCGAUCUUUCUCCUGAUCGGUAAUAUCUUGGUCCAUGUGCACUCUUGAAAGCUGACCCCGAUUAUUUCAUUGGAGGUGGGAUGAGUGAAGAUGACGUUCACCACCCCGACGGAGUCUACGGAUGGAGUCUUCCCCUCAGCUGCCCUGGCAUGAAAGCGAUACCACUUUCGUGUGACCAUCUGAACAUUUUCAAGGAUGGCGAGGCCUUGAGCCAAGUGACAGCGACAAUCCUAUCUUUACUUAAUACGGAAUCGAUCGGUGAACCACGGCCUCAGAAUUCUGACCCUGAACUACACAGUGCCGAGCAAGUCAACAUCUUGCCAAACAUCAUCACCAAGUACUAGAAGCGGUCUGAUUGAACAUGCUAGGGCCAAGAGCGUAAUGAUUGAGCCGAGUCUGAUAGGCUCCUUAGCGAGUAAAUAAGUAUCUCUAAUAAAUAAACUAAGAAUAGACGACGGGGGGCACGGCGGUUCACAUCACAGCGCCUGGACAAGAUUCGAC
Pelagomonas calceolata is the source of this 10217-nucleotide messenger RNA. NCBI's taxonomy places the organism in Eukaryota, Pelagophyceae, Pelagomonadales, Pelagomonadaceae. The record is from the annotation of a GenBank genome assembly.